This is a messenger RNA of Funneliformis caledonium, 987 nucleotides long. The record is from the annotation of a GenBank genome assembly. Lineage: Eukaryota; Fungi; Glomeromycota; Glomeromycetes; Glomerales; Glomeraceae.
GAAUCCUUUGAUAGCAUCGCUGAUAAAUUAUAUCAAAUUUGGGUAAAAACAAAACAGUUUCAAUCGUGGGAAAUUGAAAGUGUUAGCAGUACUGACUCAAUUAUAAACAGCAAUUGUAGUGAUACUUCAGAAAAUAUGGAAAGGAAUCAAAAUGAUACUAUUAUAGCACCUUUUCAAGGAAGCAAUGAAAGUUUCUCAGGGAUGAUACUGCCAGUAACAAUGUAUGGAUCACCAUCAGGAACUACCACACCUCAACCACUAUCUAAUAUACAAUCGUAUAUACAACCACGACAACUAUAUCUGGGAGAUAGGAAGCAAUAUGACGAAGAAGAAAAUGAUACAUAUGUCCCUGAUUAUGAACAAAAUAUCCUAUUUGGAUAUGUUAAUGACGAUAAUGAAACAUUACAGGGAACAUUUUUCUUUGACAAUGCAAAUGAACUAAAAAAAGGAGGAAUCCUAAGUAGAAUACCUCGAAGAGUUACAUUUAAUACAAGUAAUAAUAGAAGAUUUCCAUCCCCUGUUAGGACAGAAAAUGUUCAACAAUUAGUAGCCUUAACAUUAUCCAGUAAUCAAUCGUUAAGGCUAUCAAAUUUAAGAGUAACAACUCCAUCGGUAGGAAAUACAAAUAGUAGAUCAUUAUUGGGAAAUCCCUACAAUUUUUCCCAAGCAACUCAAUAUAGUCAUAUAUUUGACCCCUUAGCACUACUUGAUUCUUUCCAAAAUAGCAACCCAUCUACAACCUCUAGUUUUACAACUGCAAACUGGCAACCAGUAAAUAAUUGUUGGCUUGAAAGUAACUCAAGUAACAGAGGAAAUAAUACAAUGGGAUAUCAAAAUAUAACUACCAAAGGAACCCCAUACAUAACAACUUCUCAGUCAAUACCUAGCAGUCAACUGUCAAAUAAUAUAAACACCUCUCAGCCAAUACUUACAUCUCAACCAGCUAUAGUACCAGUAGGAGAAAACAAUGACAAUGCCUACCUCUAA